This is a messenger RNA of Zasmidium cellare ATCC 36951, 1491 nucleotides long. RefSeq lists its product as uncharacterized. The transcript is spliced from 2 exons. The record is from RefSeq and is a predicted model, not a curated record. Lineage: Eukaryota; Fungi; Ascomycota; Dothideomycetes; Mycosphaerellales; Mycosphaerellaceae. Gene Ontology annotation, molecular function: protein binding. The coding region runs from base 1 to 1491 and encodes 496 amino acids.
AUGGGAGCCGGCAAACCGAAGCAGUUUACGAGGCCGCCUCCAAAGAAGAAGCCGCAGAAAUCAUCAGUGCUGGAGUCUGUCGAUGACUUUCAAGAUGCAGCCGAUUAUGAAGAGAGUGCUGGAGGGAAGCAUCGUGUUGGCGACCCUGUCAAGUCUGGCAGGGCUUUCGUGAGAGCAUUUGAUGUCUACGACAAAGGUCUCUCAAAGCAUCCCUCAAGUUUUGAUCUGGCCUACAACAAAGCUCGUCUCCAACUCGAGAUCUCCCAACAUGAGAACAUCCUCGAGCACAUCGGCGUGGAAAUGCUGGACUGGCUGCAACUUACCCUGGAAUCCCACCGAUAUGCGUUGAAGUUGAGCGGAGACAAUCCGGACGUUCUGUUCAAUACGGCCCAGGUGUUGAGUUCUCUGGCCGAAGGCUUAUCUGGAGACGAUCGUUCAGAUGAAGCCGUACCUCUACUGCAUGAAGCCCUGGAACUGCUCUCGUCGUGUCUUUCGAAGCAAGAGAUGAUGUACGAACAACAUCAGCUCGAUUUCCCAGAUACCGAAGAAGGCGGUGUCCCUCUAGACCCGGACGAGAAGCCAGCGCCGACCGAAGAUACUGACAUGCAGGAUGAGCAGUCGGCAGUGGUCGAAGUACCGAUUUCUGCGUCUGAUCUGCUCGAUACUGUGCACGCCUCCUUAUCAGCCCUCAUUACUCUUGUACCCCUGGCGGAUCAGCCUGGUCUUCAGAACCUGGGCGAGAUGGCGCAGACAUUAACCGAGUCAAAGGCACCUGACUACAUCAAACUCGUUCCAGCAGAAGAGCAGGACAGAGCUCGCUUCUCAAUCGCCUUGGAUCGCGCUGGAUUCAUAGCGGCGUUCGCCAACGCACAGUUCGAGUUCCAGAUUAUCGAGCUGCAGACAUACGUAGAGCGUCUCGAGACAUUCAACAUCCCAGGCAAAGAAGCGGACGCCACAGCCCUCAACACAGAAGCCGAAGCGCGGACAGAGCUGGUAUUGGCAAGUCUGGAUCGAUUCGGCGAGUCAUCAGAUCUUCCUGCAAUGCUCUGCUGGAAACAAAUGAGCCUGUCUCAAGACUUGUAUACUCAAACGACGAAGCUAAGCACCGAGGAUGCUCAAGAGCGCAGAGCCGAGACGUACAAAGCAAAAGGCGACCUCGAACUCCUCCGACAUCGCGUGGCCAACGUACCGAAAGCUGACCUCUCAGAUGGCGUUAGGAAGAGUGCAAAGACGCUCAUUCAGAAUGCUCAGACGUACUACAAGGGCGCUGUGUCCCAUGCGAAAGUCAGUGGGGAUAAAGAUGUGGAAGAAGAAGCUCAGCAGAGGUGGGAUCUGGCGAAGACUAUUGCUGCGAUGAUGUACGGUGGCGAUCAACCGGCGGUCGAGCCGGACACCUUAAUGGAGGCUUUGCAGGGUUGUGUUGAUGAAGGGUUUGUCAGUGAACAGUUGGCGCAGGCGAUGAUGCAGGGCUCGUUUGCGUCGGGGAGCUGA